AUGACCUUCAUGUCGAUGGCCACGGUGGUGGCGGUGGCCGAGCCAAAAUGGGUCUCGUUGGUGUGGAGCCGCUGGCUGUGGGCGAUGGCCCUGCUGGGCGUGCUGCUGGGGUCCCUGCUGAUGCUCUUGCUCCCCCCGGGGGCCAAGGAUGAGCAGUGCUCUGUGAUCCGGAAGGGGCUGUCCUCGCUGAAGAACAAGUUGGAGGGAGGCCAUGGGAGCAGUAAGGGGUACAGCUCUCCCAGCACCGGGCUCAGCGUCACGUCCAGAGGCAUCAAUCUGCUGGUGGUCAAGCCCAAAGCGUCUCCAGAUGUCAAGCUAGAAGCCAGAGCGGCCUUGAACCAGGCCCUGGAAAUGAAGCGGCAGGGGAAGCGAGAGAAGGCCCACAGACUCUUCUUACAUGCCCUCAAGAUGGACCCCGAUUAUGUGGACGCCCUCAAUGAGCUGGGCAUCUUUUCUGAAGAGGAGAAGGACAUCCUGCAGGCCGAUUACUUAUACACCAAAGCGCUGACCAUCUCGCCCUACAACGAGAAGGCUCUGGUCAACAGGGACCGGACCCUGCCUCUGGUGGAAGAGAUAGACCAGAGGUACUUCAGCAUCAUCGACAGCAAAGUGAAAAAGGUGAUGGCCAUCCCGAAGGGGAGCUCGGCGCUGCGGCGGGUCAUGGAGGAGUCCUACUACCAUCACAUCUACCACACCGUCGCCAUCGAAGGCAAUACCCUCACCCUCUCCGAAAUUCGACACAUCAUCGAGACCCGCUACGCCGUGCCGGGGAAGAGCCUGGAGGAGCAGAACGAGGUCAUCGGCAUGCACGCGGCCAUGAAGUACAUCAACACCACUCUGGUGUCCAGGAUCGGUUCCGUCACCAUCAGCGACAUGCUCGAGAUCCACAGGCGGGUGCUGGGUUAUGUGGAUCCCGUGGAGGCGGGGAGAUUUAGGACUACCCAGGUGUUUGUGGGCCACCACAUUCCUCCCCACCCUAAAGAUGUGGAAAAACAGAUGGAAGAGUUCAUACAGUGGCUGAACUCGGAGGACGCCAUGAAUUUGCACCCCGUGGAGUUUGCGGCCUUGGCCCACUAUAAACUGGUCUACAUCCACCCCUUCGUCGACGGCAACGGCAGGACCUCCCGCUUGCUGAUGAACCUAAUCUUGAUGCAGGCGGGCUACCCUCCCAUUACAAUCCGGAAGGAGCAGAGGUCCGAGUAUUACCACGUGCUGGAAGUUGCCAACGAAGGGGACGUGAGACCCUUCAUCCGUUUCAUUGCCAAGUGUACCGAGACCACUUUAGACAUGCUGCUCAUCGCCACCACCGACCAUGCUGUGGGCUUGCCAGAAGCAAAUCCCAACCUUUCCGGAUGCAGACAGACUAUUCCUGUGAAAACCUAAAUCUGUAUGACUCUCAAAAGUACAGCAGGGAUUGUUCUGGAGGAACCACCUAGAAGCCUUGGGCGGUCCUACUGGGAAACCAGUCGUCUCAUAAAGGCUAGAGAGCGUAAGCAUUCUUGACCUCAGAAUGUUUCUGGUUUUAGUUCUUUUUUUCUUUAAUAAGUCAAAUUAAGCCGUGUCUCUAUUAUAAUAAUUUAUAAGCUAACUAAGCCAAAUUAUUUAUUUGGGUUUGUGUUUUAAAGCAGGCUAGAAAUGUCGGACAUUGUAGCCAAACUCUGGGCUGGGCAUUAAGAUCCUCUAGGCUUUUUGCAGGGUAUUCAGGGAAGCUAUAUUGUGGGAUGUGUCCUGUGGGCCCCUGUAUAUUCUCUCCAAGCUAUGCAACUAAGUCUCCUGGUCAGGAGGUGUACCAAAGUGGGAAGAAAGGUGGCCAUUCUGGCAAGUCAGAAAUGGGGCUACGGGUCAGGCUGCAGAAAGCCUCACUUGAGAGCACGUCCCUCUUCUGGGCCUCAGCACUGGGAGUUAUUUUUAUAGACGACAGGCAGCUUUCCUUUGGAAGACGCCCUUCUGUCUACCCAGACCGACUUGGUCAUUAGCUUCUGCCUAGAACGCAAACUACUGAGAUGUUAAAUUAGAAUCAGUUUUAACUUGUGGGACUUUGCAUGCCUCGAUUGGCUUUUUUCCCCCCAAGAAGGCUCUUUGAGCUGUACUUGUGUUUUUCUAAGGUGAGUUAUUUUUGUAAUUAAGACUAACAAAAAGAUUAGCCUGGUUCCCUCCCUCUCUGUUCUUCCCAGUCCCCCUUCUUGGAAGAAGAGGGGAACAUCUCUUGGGGCAGAAGUUGUCUGGAUAUCAGACCACUCCAUCAUCUCUCCAUCAAGCUGUGAACCCAGGACCAUCAAAGUCUUAAGAAUGUCUUCCCUGACGGAUCACUCCUAAACCUAUUCCUUGGAAGCAGAUUCUCCAUGGACAUGCUGAGCGAGUACAAAUCUGAUCUCUGACACGGGGUCGGGUGUAAGCAGCAGAUCAUGGUCCUUGAUGAAAACUUUGCCGCCUUUGGGGCAGCCUUCUGUCGCCCUGGCCAGUAUCUUUGCCUUCUCUGUGCAAUAUCCUCUCCCAAGUUCUUUUCAUUAUGCCUUCUAUUAUUAUUCCCCGCUUCAUCUUCAGAGAUACCUCAUGCUCAGCACAGGCAAAGGGCCCUCAUCGUUGGGCUGAGGCCUUCUGAGCAGCUUGGAAGGAAGGGGAUGAACUCUGUUCUAGGACUCAAGGCCACGUUUCAAGGGAUGCCACCCUGAGAGCAGAGCCCUUGGUGGCCCAAGUGGUAUGGCUCUACCAGCCAGGAAAAUAACCAGGGUCUUUCUGCGUGAUGGAAUCCAUCCACUUGGUGAACCUUUUGCUUAGUCACUAUUACUGCAUCCUAUCAGUGCUGGCGCACAUGUCAAGCUUCCGCCUUUCUCAACCAUGUAAACAGCUGUCACAGAUGGACAGAUGUUGGAAGCCAGCACAAUGAAUGCAUCUCUACUAGCUUUCUAAAAGGCUACGAAAAGCAUCAAAGUCUUCACUUAAUGGCCCCAGGGAAUUCAAAGAGUUCCUUCUCACCCCAAAUCCAGAGGAUUUUAAACAGACCACUGCCAUCAAUUAGUGAACCCUUCUUAAACCCUAACUCUCCAGUGGAUUUGGUUCUUGGGAACAAGGCUAGCUUGUUCCACAGAGGCUAGACCCCGAGGCUAGCUGAACCACUAGACAAAAGCACUUGUUUUGAUACUACAGAAUGAAUGAAAUUUGCACUUUAGUUCUAAGUGAAGGAUGUUACUCUAACA
This is a messenger RNA of Gracilinanus agilis (Agile Gracile Mouse Opossum), 3197 nucleotides long. It is a transcript of the gene FICD, whose product is annotated as FIC domain protein adenylyltransferase. The record is from RefSeq and is a predicted model, not a curated record. Bases 1 to 1383 code for a protein of 460 amino acids. Gene Ontology annotation, molecular function: protein binding. The transcript is spliced from 2 exons. NCBI's taxonomy places the organism in Eukaryota, Metazoa, Chordata, Mammalia, Didelphimorphia, Didelphidae.